Messenger RNA from Antrostomus carolinensis (chuck-will's-widow), 273 nucleotides. RefSeq names its product MLLT11 transcription factor 7 cofactor (gene MLLT11). The record is from RefSeq and is a predicted model, not a curated record. Gene Ontology annotation, cellular component: nucleoplasm; cytosol. The transcript has a single exon. Bases 1 to 273 code for a protein of 90 amino acids. Lineage: Eukaryota; Metazoa; Chordata; Aves; Caprimulgiformes; Caprimulgidae. Gene Ontology annotation, biological process: apoptotic signaling pathway; positive regulation of release of cytochrome c from mitochondria; positive regulation of mitochondrial depolarization.
AUGCUGGACACCAUCAGCAGCCAGUAUGAUUCCUUCAUCUACUGGAGGAUGCCGAUCCCGCAGCUGGAUGUGGCGGAGCUGGAGGGGCUGGGGCUCAGCGAUGUGGCUCUCUACAAACCCAAAGGAGGGCUGGGCAAGCUGGCUGGCGAGCGGGAUCGGAUGGGCCAGGACAUCUCUGACGACGAAGAGGACAAUCUGCUGCAGUUCAACAGCUUUAAUUUCUGGAGAGCUCCUAUUGCUAGCAUUAGCUCCUUAGAUUUCGAUCUAAUUUGA